AUGGGUGAUGCGGAGAAUUCCCUUCCACCUUCGAAGAAAAGGGCUGCUGGAAGGGAGCUCACUCGAGAUACUCCAGUUGAUGAUGAGGAAGAUUCCCCGGAGCUUGAAACGGGCACUUUCAAGAGAGCCAGUGAUGAGGUUCUGGCAACCAGAAGGAUAGUUAAGGUUCGUCGCCAACAAACUAAUUCUGCUCCUUCUGCAAACCCUUUUGCUGGAAUACGACUGGUUGCUCCUGCUGAAUCCAGUGCUAAUCCUGCUGAAAAUACUACUGGAGUACAAUCAGCUGGUGAUAAUACUGUUGCAGAUGAUUCAAAAAGCAGUGAAGGUAUAGCUAAGGAUUCUGAGAAAGCUGAAGAUGAGGAAACUAAGCUUUCAGACAGCAAAACUGAUGAGGCAGAGGAUAAACCUACUGAUGGUAAUGCUGUUCAAGAAAGCAAUGCAGACAAGGAAAGUACUGAUGAGAAAUCUCAGGUAGAUAAAGAACAAAGUAAGGAUGUCACGGGAAGUGAAAAUGAGGAUAAGAAGGAUGCUGCACAUGAGAGUGCCAGCAAGUUAGAUAAAGAACAAAUAGGGGAGGGCAGGGAUUCUGAAAAUGAUGAUAAGAAUGAGAACGCUACUGACAAUGAGGAUAAGAAAGACAGCAAAGCUGAAAAUGAAGAGGCAAAUGCAGAAGGUGGCCAUUUGAAGUCCUUUCAACUGCACUCGAGUAGCCAAAACGCCUUUACAGGCCUUGCUGGAACUGGAUUUUCUACUUCCUCAUUUUCCUUUGGUUCCUUUUCAAAUGAAGGGUCUGGUUCUAUUUUUGGACUGAAAAGUGACAAGCCCUUUGGUCUUGGUUUAUCCAACAAUGGAAGUUCUGUUUUGGGGGCAUCUGCUGUUUCUAAGAAUGAGGGAAGUGGUUUAGCAAUGCAGGAGGUUGCUGUUGAAACCGGUGAAGAAAAUGAGAAAGUGAUUUUUAAUGCAGACUCAGUGUUGUUUGAGUUUGUUGAUGGCAGUUGGAAGGAACGAGGAAAGGGCGAACUGAAGGUUAAUGUUGCCAGUGAGACGAAAAAGGCCAGACUUCUUAUGAGGUCAAGGGGAAAUUUUAGAUUAAUUUUAAAUGCACGUCUUUACCCUGAUAUGAAGCUCACAAAUAUGGACAAGAAGGGUGUCACUUUUGCCUGCAUCAAUAGUGCCAGCGAAGGGAAAGGUGGUCUUUCAACAUUUGCCUUGAAGUUCAAGGACGGUUCCAUUGUGGACGAGUUUAAAGCCGUUGUCAUGGCACACAAGGGUGAGACAUCAACACUUCUCAAGACCCCUGAAAAUUCUCCGAAGGCAUCUGAAGAUUGA
Messenger RNA from Sphenostylis stenocarpa, 1329 nucleotides. The record is from the annotation of a GenBank genome assembly. Lineage: Eukaryota; Viridiplantae; Streptophyta; Magnoliopsida; Fabales; Fabaceae.